Messenger RNA from Protopolystoma xenopodis, 396 nucleotides. NCBI's taxonomy places the organism in Eukaryota, Metazoa, Platyhelminthes, Monogenea, Polystomatidea, Polystomatidae. The record is from the annotation of a GenBank genome assembly.
AUGAAAGAUGAAGAUCAUAUAACAAAAAAACAUACACCUAAAGAAUCCUCAGAUCCCGUAGAAAGGAGAGAAUCUGAAUCAUCUUCGGAUUCAGGAAGCGAAUCAGAUCAUGAACCAAAAAAGCAUGAAUCUACCCCUGAAGUUGAGGGAGACAAAAACAAGUCUACAGGAAACAAAGAUGAGGCUAAAGAAUCUGACCAGGAUUCCGGCGACAACGAAAGCAAUAGUGAUGAGUCAGAGGAAGCUGAGGAAAAAGAUUCUAAGAUCGAUGACAAAAAAGAGCUUGACAAAGAUACUUCUGCUAAAAAAAAUGGCGAUGACAAGUUGGAUAGCGAUGAAGAUGACGGAAGCAAAUCGGAAGAAUCGGAGGAAUCGGAGGAAUCUUCAGACGGGUGA